UUUCUUUGCCUCCAUGGGAAAUGCUACCUACUUUUCAAACUAAGUACACAAAGAGCCACGUGUUUUCUUCUAUCAAACUUGAUAUCUCUCACCUAAUAUUUCCUUUCCUCAAGUCUUAAAUCACUUCGAUACCUUCAUUUUCAGGCCAAAAUACAGUCCUGCUGUAUAUAUAUUUUUUUAUCUAAACUAGUUUAUGAAAAAAAUUUAGCAGAUAAGUUCAAAUGUGAAUUUUUUUGGAAAAUAUAUACUAUUUUCUAUCUUCAUUAUUGUUAAAUAUUUAUAUAUUUUUUCUUCUUGGAUAAAUUCUUGAUGAAUAUAAUGCCUAGUCUCUUUGAUAAUUGAGAAUGACUCUGCCAAUGGAUUAUCUUGGAUAAAAAAUAUGACAAAAUUCCUUGAAUAUUCAGGUUUGAGGUUUUCCCAAAGAAAAAUAUAUCUGUCCACUCUAAAUUUCGGAGACUAAUUCUUUAGCUGACCAGUUUGCAAAAAUGAAUGGUAACAUACCUCAAAAUCUUAUUGCUUGUUGUUGAUGGUUUAUUAUCUUGCUGUUUAUGCUCCUUUUUUCUAUUUUUCGGUUCUUCUUUGUGGGUUGCAUUAAACUUUUGACGGAAGUAACUUGUGAAAUGGGUUAUUGAGAUUGGUUGUCAAUUUGGGAUGGAAUCUUCCGUCUUCGAUACUUAUUUUAGCCACUUGAAUAGUCAUGCUUGAGAGGUGUUUGUUAAAAUGUGGCUAAAGAACUUUGUUUCGUCUUCAAUGGAUUUUUUUAUAAUCACGGGACAUAGUAGGGGAUCGAGUUAGAUUUAAGCAUUUGGUAGAUAAUUCCAUGAUGAUUUUAUACUGCUCUUUUUUCAUUUUAAUAAAACUUGCUUUUAUCUCUAAAAAAAAUAUACUUCAUGAUUUCAAAGUAUGUAGCAUUCUCUUUAGAUUUUGUGUUCUUCAAUCACUAUUCUUCCAAUAUUCUUCACAAAUGGAUUAGCAUUGGGUUCGAGGAGACAAAAGAAAUUAAUUCCAUGAAAGCAAUAAGAGAUAGACAGAUCUUCUUUUUGUAGUUCCACAUACCAGCGCCAUUAUUAACUCCAAGAGCUUAUCUGGGAGGAUAAGAUCUUCAAAUCCCUCCAUAAUCAAGAACGAUAAUCUCUUGUCCUUUUAAGCUACGAAAUGUAAUCUUGUAAAGCUUCUUCGUUAGAUUGUUGCAGGAGAAUAUGCUGAUCUACCAAGUCAUCCCCAGCAAAAGCCUGGAGUUCUUCAUAUUUUGUCUGGAUCACUCACAAUGCAUGUCAUACCAUCUGUAGCGAGAGUGCAUUGUCCCCGCCGAACCAAUUGGGUUUCCUAUUUGCAAGAACUACUCUGAAGCUGAUAUAUUUGAAGGAGAUCUUAAUAUUCCUUCUUUCACAAAUUUGAGCAAAACCCUCAUAGGAUAGGAGCAGCGCCAGCUUAAUAUUGCCCCACUUGACCAGCUACUUUCCACAAAAAAUUUGUGGUUCAUCUACUUGACCUCUGUUCUUCAUCUUUUCCAAAUAAUUUGAAGAAGAAAUCUGCAGGGACAAGGCUUUAUAUUUAUGGAGUUUGUAGGGCCAAUGUUUGAAGUGUUAAAGUACAUUGGGGGUCAAAUCAAGAGUUACACAGAUCAUCACCGGAAACUUGAAGGAAAUAUGAAUAAUCUUAAAAGAAAACUGGACGAGCUAAAUGUUCGAAAGCAAGACCUUGAAUUAAGAAAGGAAGCGGAGAUUCGUUGCGGAAAAAGGAUGAAGAAAGAAGUGGAGAACUGGUUUGAAGAUGUACAAAAGAAAAACACUGAAGUGGGAAAAAUUCAAGGAAAGUUUGGGGAUGUGUCAUACUUCUCACGUGCUCACCUAGGAAAACUGGUUUGCCAAAAGAUUGAAGAAGUCGAGAGAAUUUACCAACAAGGCUAUUUCCCUGAAGGCGUGGCAGUUGAUGGUCCUCCAGUCUCCGGGGUGACAUUACCAAUGCCAAAUCUAGAAGGUGAAAUUGAUGUAAAAGAACGAAUUUGGGAGUACCUGAUGGGUGAUGAGGUUGGAAUGAUUGGAGUGUGUGGAAUGGGUGGAAUAGGAAAAACUACCAUCAUGAAGCAUAUCAAUAAUCAACUGUUGAAAGAAAGUGAACAGUUUGAAAAAGUGAUAUGGGUCACCAUUUCGAAGGAAUUGAAUAUAUUCCAAUUGCAAGAAGAUAUUGCAGAUUCUUUGAAACAAUCUCUUCCAAAAGGUGAAUUGGAACGAGCAACAGCAUUGAAGGAUAUUUUGGAGGGAAAGAGAUAUGUUUUGAUCUUAGAUGAUGUUUGGAAACGGUUUUCUUUACUGGAUGUAGGAAUCCCUGAACCAACAUUAGGUCAGGGGAAGAAAAUGGUACUCACUUCCAGAUCUAUUGAGGUUUGCAAAUCUAUGAGUUGUAAAGUGGUCAAAGUGAAGCCUCUUUCAAAAGAAGAGUCCAUGAGCCUAUUCUUAGAUCAUGUGGGGCAUAAUGUUCUUCAAAACAAAAAUGUUGGAGACAUUGUCAGCAAAAUUGUUGAGCAAUGUGGUGGUUUACCGCUUGCCAUUGUAACCAUAGCUGGUGGCAUGAAGGGGGUAGAAGAUCUUUGUGAGUGGAGGAAUGCACUAAAUGAAUUAUGUGAGCGAGUGAAAAGUGUGAAAGGAUUGGACACUGAAAUAUUUGAGCAUUUGAAGUUUAGUUACGACCGUUUGGGAGAUUCAAAAAUCCAAAAUUGUUUCUUAUAUUGCUCCUUGUAUCCUGAAGAUCAUAAAAUUCAAAAAGCAAGAUUGAUUGAAAGUUGGAUAGACGAGGGACUCCUCAACGACUUUGGGACCAGAGAAGCAAUGCAUGACAGAGGCCAUAGCAUUUUAAAUAAGCUUGAAAAUAAUUGCUUGUUAGAGAGGGCAGGACAUUAUUCAGGCUUGGGAGAAUGCGUUCAGAUGCAUGAUGUUUUAAGAGACAUGGCAUUGUAUAUUGUAUGUAGUCAAUACAUGGUAAAAGCUGGUGGGGAAUUGAAGGAAAUACCAAGUGAGCAUGAAUGGACAGUAGAUCUUGAGAAGGUUUCUUUAAUGAAAUCACAAUAUUCAAAAAUUCUUCUGCAGAUGUCACCCCGAUGCCCUCAUUUAUCAACCUUGUUACUGCAAGAAAAUUGGGAUUUAAAAGGUAUUCCAGAAUCUUUCUUUAAGCACAUGCCUGGGCUUAAAGUACUAAAUCUUUCUGGUACUUUGAUUAAGGAUCUACCCAAUUCAAUCUCAAACUUGAAAAAUCUCAAUGCAUUGAUACUAGCUCAUUGUGAGAUGUUACAAUAUGUGCCUUCGUUGGCAGAGCUCAGAGCACUGAGAAAGCUGGACCUUUUUAUGACUGCAAUACAAAAGGUUCCUCAUGGCAUAGAAUUGUUAGAAAAGCCUAACAUACUUCGUGUCUGGUCAAGGUUUCUAAAGGAGGUACCAGUUGGAAUAUUGCCGACGCUUUCUCAUCUCCAGUGCUUAAUAUUAAAUAAGCAUUUAAGAGGAGAAGAAGUAGGCAAAUUGAGGAAGCUUGAGAUACUUGAAUGUUCAUUUUGUGACAUCCAAGAGUUUGAGGAAUAUGCAAAGUCUAUACAAGGUAAAUGGCCUACAUAUUUUUAUUUGCAAGUAGGAACAUCUGAGUUGUCAUUUUCUCUGUAUUCGGUGGUCUCAAGUUUAAAGCAAUUUUGGAACGGGAUAACUUUUGUGAAUUGUGAGAUGGAGAAAAUGGAUCACAUAGAACUCCCAAAUGGUCUCAGUGUUUUAUGUAUCGAGAAGAGUGAUGAUUUCAACUGUUUAAGCAAUAUUCCUUGCUUUCAUAAAGCAACUGAGUUGAAGAGUUGUAAUAUUUGGAACUGUGAAGGGAUAGAUUGUGUGGUUGACUUGUCAUUAUCGUCUUUAAACGGACUUCCCAACCUUGAGCUGCUUAGGCUUUUGAAUUUGGGCAACUUGAGUGAACUUGUGAAAGUAGGAUCAGUAGCGGUUGAAUGGACAUCUCAUGCUCCAACACCACUUGCCAUCUUCUCUUCUCUUAAACUGUUGUAUAUGGAUAAUUGUUCAAAGAUUAAGAAGUUGUUUCCAGUUGAGCUGCUGCAAGGCCUCCAAAACUUAGAGUAUAUUGAAGUGCAUUCAUGUUGGGAAAUGGAGGAAAUAAUAGCAUCAGAAGAAGAAGAAAAUCACAAAGGAGAAGGAACGACAUUUAUUCUACCCAAAUUAAAGAAAUUGGCUAUGAGAGACCUACCAGCACUGAAAAGCAUUUGUGGUGGUGGAUCUGUGAUUCGUUCUCUUCAAGAUCUUCAAAUAAUUGACUGUCCGGAACUAAAGAGGAUCCCGUUGGCUCUUCCCCCGCUUGAAAAUGGGCAACCAUCUCCUCCUCCUUCUCUACAACUAAUCAAUGUUAGGCCGAGUGAAUGGUGGGAAUCAUUGGAAUGGGAUCACCCUCAAGCUAAGCAUGUCCUUUCACCCUUUGUUUCUCAUUAGAUAAUGAGAUUAGGGGGAAGACCUUUUUGAAUAAAUGAACUUUGACUGCUCUCUCACUGGUUCUUAAUAUUAUCAAUGACAGCAAAACCCCACUCGCUGAUGGAACUCAAUCGAACGGCCAUUUUUUGGUGGAGCUCCGCUCCAUGUGCAAAAUCACCUUAUUGGUAUGGGUGUCAAUGUAGGGUAGGAUGAACUUAAUUCAAAACUUGUUUCCUUCUUUUGUAAGUAAUGGAAUUUGGAUUUUGUUGUAAAUUUUAAACCAAGUAGAUUCUAAUUAUAUGGGAUGGUUAAUUAAUUUCCUUGAUUAUCUCAUUUUUUUUCAAUCCAUUCUUCAAUGAUUCAUUUUUCAUUUAUGCUUUUGGAGAUUAAUUACUAAUGUCUUUAUUUUUAACUCCUUAUUUUAAACUCUAUUUCAUUCAUAUGAUCAACUUCUUAGAACAUUAUCCUGCUCGUCGAUC
Messenger RNA from Durio zibethinus, 4927 nucleotides. Its product is annotated as putative disease resistance protein At1g61300. Gene Ontology annotation, molecular function: protein binding; ADP binding. The record is from RefSeq and is a predicted model, not a curated record. NCBI's taxonomy places the organism in Eukaryota, Viridiplantae, Streptophyta, Magnoliopsida, Malvales, Malvaceae.